Adineta steineri is the source of this 543-nucleotide messenger RNA. The record is from the annotation of a GenBank genome assembly. Lineage: Eukaryota; Metazoa; Rotifera; Eurotatoria; Adinetida; Adinetidae.
AUGAAUGGUCAUCAACAACAACAGCCACGUUCAGAUCGAUAUCCUAAUCUACUUGUCACAGUAAAACAUGAAACAAACGAACGACUAGUAACUGAAAAUUAUUCAAAUUCACAAAAACGUCGUUCAAAAAAAAAUUAUCGUCCUACGAAUUUUCAUCCAACAACAAUUUUUUAUAAUAGUAAUCAUCAUUAUCGUCAAAAACAACAUUUUACACGAACACUACCGUCCACAAAUGAAUAUUAUGAUCGUCUACAAUAUCAUAAUUAUCAACAACCUAUUCGUCCAUUAAUGGAAAUAAAAAAUAAUCAUACUUAUAUUUCACGUGACCUUAAUGAUGAUGAUGAUGAUGAUAUUGCGUAUCUUAAUUUCAAGCCAAAAGAACCAACACAACGUGGUCAAUAUCGUAAUCGAAAAGCUGAAUUAGAUUGGGAUCAUGCAUUUGAUCUUGAUCAAAUACAUCUAUAUACAACACAAAAUGAUAUUGAUAAUCAUUCACUUAUUAGUUUUCAUAGUUCAAGUGACAAUUCAUUUUCGUCUGUUUAA